Molecule: messenger RNA, 816 nt
Organism: Aspergillus fischeri NRRL 181
Lineage: Eukaryota; Fungi; Ascomycota; Eurotiomycetes; Eurotiales; Aspergillaceae
Product: SNAP receptor PEP12
Exons: 2
Coding region: 1-816 (271 amino acids)
Biological process (GO): intracellular protein transport; Golgi to vacuole transport; vesicle fusion
Cellular component (GO): SNARE complex; endomembrane system; membrane
Molecular function (GO): SNARE binding; SNAP receptor activity
Source: RefSeq, a predicted model, not a curated record
AUGUCCUUCGAUCGUUUGAGCCCACUAGAGGCGCAGCCUACUACUAUGCGCCGUUCUGAGGAUCCUCACUACCGUGAUGACCCCGACUUUGACCGUCUAACAGAGAGUCUCUCAAACCAGUUGUUCACUUUAACCUCGAAUAUCACUCGGUUGUCGGACCAGAUCGCGCUUCUAGGAACGAAAAGGGACACUGAGCGGGUGCGGGAACGAGUUCACAAUCUCCUCGAGGAAACUCGAUCUGGGUUCAAGCAUGUAGGCGAAGGGAUCAAGAAAGUCCAAAUGUGGGAGGAUGUUAAUCCCUCACAAAAAUGGACUCAACAAAAGCUGUCUUCUGAGUUCAAAGCGACACUGGAGGAGUUCCAGACCGUUCAGCGUCGAGCUUUGGAGAAACAAAGAGCGUCUGCAGUUGCCGCUCGCACAGCAGUGGAAGAGGGGGAACAUGCGCCAGCAGAUGGUACCCCCCAGCAGCAACAACAAUUGCUCGAGGAGCAGCCUCGUCUCGCCAACCAAGAUGAGGUGGACUUCCAGGAGGCUCUUAUCAUCGAGCGCGAAGCGGAGAUUCGCAACAUUGAGCAAAGCGUUGGCGAGCUGAACGAACUAUUCCGUGACGUAGCGCAUAUUGUUCACGAACAAGGAGGCCAGCUGGAUAUCAUUAGCGAGAACGUGGAGAGAGUCACUACGGACACUCGGGGCGCGAACGUCGAGCUUCGUAGCGCCAGCAGGUACCAAAAGAACGCUCGGAACAAGGCUUGCUGCCUCCUUCUUAUUCUCGCCGUGAUUUUGGUUAUUAUUGUCCUAGCAGUCACACUCGGAUAG